Molecule: messenger RNA, 7130 nt
Organism: Neogale vison (American mink)
Lineage: Eukaryota; Metazoa; Chordata; Mammalia; Carnivora; Mustelidae
Product: zinc finger protein 33B-like
Biological process (GO): regulation of cytokine production; negative regulation of transcription by RNA polymerase II; regulation of immune system process
Source: RefSeq, a predicted model, not a curated record
UCGGGCCUACCCGCACCUGCGCGGUGGCGGACGCGGGAGGCGGGCGGCGGGUCGCGGAGGUUCUGGCUCUGGUCUGCGCCGGCCGUCCGAGGCUGCAGCGCGGGGCGUGGGGGGGGGCAGACCCCAGCCCGCUCAGGUCGCCUACUCCCCUCCCCGCGGUGGGGGCCGCGUCCGCCCAGAAUGGGGGCGCCCCUGGGGCCUCCGAGCGAACGCGCAGGAAGGACCGCGUUUUGGGGGCUGGCAGCGCUCCCCGCGGGGUCUCCGUCCUCGUAGGUGCCGAAGGGGCCCGUGCGCGGCCGCGAGGACUGAGCGCCAGCUGCCACCGGCCGGGGACCGCCGAGGUGUGCCUUCCCAACAUUUGACAUUCUACCCAGAACAGCAGAAAAUGAACAAAUCCCAGAAAUGUGCUGGUCAGGGAUCCGUGUCAUUCAGGGAUGUGACUGUGGACUUUACCCGGGAUGAGUGGUCACAACUGACGGGCACACAGAGGACACUGUACCGGGACGUGAUGCUGGAGAACUACAGUCACCUGGUCUCAGUGGGGUGUCACCUCGCCAAACCAGAGGUGAUCUUCAGGCUGGAGCGAGGAGAAGAGCUGUGGCCCUCAGACGCAGCGACCCCAGACCAGGGUGAUCAAGACAGAAACCAGGAAGACCAAGACAAACAUUUGUGGCGAGUUUCACUCAUCAGCAAAAAAUCACUGACUAAGAAGAGAGAGAAUGUUUUCAGAGAAACACCCUGUCAGGAUGUCUCUCGUGGAAAACGUUUGAAAAAUGUUUCAGAAUCAAUUAUUAGUAAUAACAAGUAUUCAGGUAAGAACUCUGAUGAAAUUAAUGCAUGUGGGAAGUUACUCUCUGGUAAUAACCAAGGAAAUACUCAUUCUGGAAAAAAGUCUGGCGAACGGAACCUAGGUGGGAAAUCCCCAAGUCCUAUUGAGGGCUGUACUGAACAACAGAAAAUUCAAACUUUGGGGCCACUUUUUGAAAAUAAUGAAUGUGGAGAGAUCUUUCUUAAUAAGGCAGCUGUCAUUACACCUACGGGGGCUCAAACAGAAGAGCAGUCCUGUGAUUCUAAGGAACAGGGGCGAAAUACCAGAGAUGAGUCCGCCCUUGAAGUCCUUCAGGAAACUCACACAAGGAAGAACCGCUGUGAGGUCGAUGAGUGCCGGAAGUCAACCCUUUUAAAACAUCAGAAAGUUAAUGUGGAAUGUAAUGACGACGAGACUAAUUUCAGCAAGAAGUCCCAUGACACUCAACUUCCCGAAACUCACACAGGAGAGAAAACCUUUGAAUGUAGUCACUGUCAGAAAUCUUUUGAUCAGGAGGCCCACCUGACUCAGCACCAGAAGACACACACAAGAGAGAAACCCUGUGGAAGUAAUACAUCUGGAAAAACCCUUCAGAAAUCACAGCUCACAGACCCUCCGCAAUGUCAGGCAGGAGAGAAACUCAGUGACUACAGCGAAGCCCCCGUGCCGUCAGGCCUUACCGAUCAGCAGAGAACACGGUCAGAAGUGAAGCUUUAUGUGUGUAACGAGUGCAAGAAGUCUUUCCGUCAUAGCUCAGCCCUCAAAGUCCAUCAGAGAAUUCACACGGGAGAGAAGCCCUAUCAAUGCACCGAGUGUGGGAAAUCCUUCUAUGCCAAAUCAAACUUGAACCACCAUCAGAGGACUCAUACAGGGGAGAAGCCCUAUGAGUGUAGGGAGUGUGGGAAAUCCUUCUGUGUGAAAUCAAACUUAACUAAACAUCAGAAAACACAUACAGGAGAGAAGCCUUUCAAAUGUAAUGAAUGUGGGAAAACUUUCUUACAGAAGUCACAGUUUGCUGACCAUCAGAGAACACACACGGGGGAGAGACCCUAUGUAUGUAAUGAGUGCGGUAAGUCCUUCUACUACAAGUCAGCCCUGCACGUACAUCAGGGGAAGCAUACAGAAGAGAAACCCUUUAAAUGCACCGACUGUGGGAAAUCCUUCUGUUAUAAAUCUGCCUUAAUUAUCCAUCAGGUGUCUCACACAGGGAAGAAACCCUAUGACUGUAAUGAAUGUGGGAAAACCUUCUGUGUGAAGUCAAACCUCACUAAACAUCAGAAAAUUCACACUGGUUUGAAACCUUAUGAAUGUAAUGAGUGUGGCAAAGCCUUCUCUAUGAAUUCGAUCCUAAUAGUACACCAGAGAACCCAUACGGGGGAGAAACCCUAUGAGUGCAAUGAAUGUGAGAAGUCCUUCUAUAAAAAAUCAGCCCUCACUAAACACCAGAAAACACACACAGGGGAGAAACCACACGAGUGUAACGAAUGUGGGAAGGCCUUCCAUAUGAAAUCCACCCUGAUCAUACACCAGAGAACUCACACUGGAGAGAAACCCUUUAAAUGUAACGAAUGUGAAAAGUCGUUCUACGUGAAGUCACUUCUUAACAUUCAUCAGAGAAAUCACACGGGAAAGAAACCCCACGUAUGUAGUGAAUGUGGGAAGGCCUUUUCUAUGAAGUCCAAUCUCACCGAUCAUCAGAGGACACAUUCAGAAGAGAAACCCUAUGAAUGUAACGAAUGUCAGAAGACCUUUCGCCAUAAGUCAACUUUAACGGUACACCAGAGAACUCACACAGGGGAGAAACCCUAUAAAUGUAAUGAAUGCGGGAAGUCCUUCUACAUGAAGUCAGCCCUCAGUCAACACCAGAGAAUACACACAGGGGAAAAGCCUUAUGAAUGUAAAGAAUGUGGGAAAACCUUCUUCCAGAAGUCACACCUCACGAAACAUCAGCGCACACACACAGGGGAGAAACCCUAUGAAUGUAAGGAAUGUAAAAAAACCUUCUUCCAGAAGUCACACCUCAUUGAACACCAGAGAACCCACACUGGGGAGAAGCCCCAUGAAUGUAACAAGUGUGGGAAAUCUUUUUGUUACAAGUCAGCCUUAACCAUACAUCAGAGAACUCACACGGAAGAGAAACCAUAUAAAUGUAAUGAAUGUGAGAAAUCUUUCUGUAUGAAAUCACACCUCACUGUACAUCAGAGAACUCACACAGGCAAGAACCCCUUUGAAUGUAAGGAAUGUGGGAAGACUUUUUAUGUGAAGUCAAACCUCAUUAAUCAUCAGAGGACUCAUACAGGGGAGAAGCCCUAUGAAUGUAAGCGAUGUGGGAAGUCCUUCUGUAUGAAGUCGACCCUCACGGUUCAUCAGCGCACACACACGGGGGAGAAGCCCUAUGAAUGUAACGAAUGUGGGAAGUCAUUCUGCAAGAAGUCGACUCUCACGAAACAUCAGGUAAUUCACACAAGGGAGAUACUAAGGUGCAGCAAAUGUGGAAAGCCCUCCUGUGUGAAGUCGAAUUUCGUCAACACCAAGAGCACCCAUGGGAGAGACCUUAGGACUGUAGUAAUGUGAAGAACUCUUGGGGAACUUCAGUCUUCAGUUGGCAUCAAAAGACACAACAUGGGGUGGGGGUAGGUGGGCUCUCUCUCUCUCAGAAAAUUUCUGUGUCAGAUCUUAUGAAAUACCAGAGAGCCCACACGGAGAGAACCGAGAACGUCCUGUUUGUGAGUGUCCACCUAUGAAUCUGAGAAGAUGUCUCAGAGGAAUUGGUCACAGGGCUCAAAUCACAAAGAAUGCCACCAAAGUAUAAAAACAUUUACAGAGUCACAACUUACGGAUCAUCAGGUAAUUGAUAUUCGAGUGGAACUGUUACCAGUGUUUUACAUGCAUGAAAGCUUUUGAGGAAAAAAAAAAUCAGACUCUGUAUAAGAAAGGAAUUCAUCUUGAGGGGAAAAUCUAUCAAUUUGGGAAAUGUGGAUACAUUUUCUUUGGAAAUAUCGUAACACUAGAAGUCAGGAUUCGGAUGUGGUACAAGAUGUUGAAGAUGUGGCAUAAGGUACCUCUGACGCUAAUGGUGCUCGUUGUGGGGUCACGAGGCCUUUGGUGGCGGCCGCUCACAGCACCAGACGCCAGAGGUGCACCUGAGGAAUCGAGGCUCUGGUAUAUUGUGCGCAGCAUACACACAUCGUGCACGUUUGGCUUACGUGGCAGGUGUUGAAAUAGGUAUCGGUAGGAAGUGUCUCCCCACAGCUCAAUAAUUCCCAUGACAGACUUCUCACACUACAGGCCCCCAUGUGUUUCUGUAUGUUUGUAGUACAGAAUGCAUUACAGGGGACAUGCCUGACAAAUUUUGAAAUUCUAUACGUCAACAUACUGUUCAGUGAGGAACUCGGGGUACUGUCCACCAUAUGGCAUGCUCCCUUCCAUGUAAGUUGAGAGGAAGUAAGUUACACACACAAUUGCUUGUUUUUGCAAAGAGAAAGGCUAGAAGGAUAAACGACAAGCUAAGAAAAAUGAAUUCCUGUGGAGGGAGGAGUGAAUAGGGGGGAGUCAGGGAUGGAAGCAAGGUUUCUUUGGUUAUGCCUUUGUAGGACAUUUUGACUUUUGAAAAAUAUAAAUGAUUUAUAUAUUCAAAAAUAGAAAAUAAAGGCAUUCUGAAAUCGAAAACAAAUGAACUUUACGUCAAAUUGGUAACAACACAGAGAAAACAGUUCUUACAGGAAACUUCUGAAUACAGAGUUAGGACUCUAUAUCCUUGAUGGUAUGUUUAAGGGCAAAGAUUUGCAAAAAAUUAUAAACACCAUUCAUUUUUUGUUAGUAAUAAUUGGUGUUAUUUUAGAUCCAGUUUGUGUAUGUUGUAAGAUAAAGCAAAAAGAAACUGUUCAUGUUACCAGGAACCACACUUCCCAGUUUACAAGAAGAGAUGACCAUAAAAAUGAAAGAAUUUAUGUAAAACUCCCCAUAAGAAGUAUGAUCAGACAUUAUUUUAAAAAAGUGUAUGUAUGUCUGAGCUCAUCUGCUGAGGGCCUGGAAGCAGGGGCAGCCCCACGGAUGUGCAGCCUCGGUGCCGGCAUUUCCCUCUUGAGGAGCCAGGACUCCCUGGAGAAACAGCUGGUUCUAGGUCCGGGCCUUUACGUGUCCAGGGUGAGGCUGGGAGCUCUUGGGCCAAGAAACCAAGGAAGUCCUCGAGAUUAACGGGGACGCGUCAGUGGUCGCAGAGGCUACCUUGCAGGUUUCUCCCUGGCCAAAUUUGAGGUAGUUUGAUGGUCCAACAGAACAACUGUAAUGGAUUCCACAACAUUUGAUUAAACAAAAAUCUGUGUCCACAUCAAUAUGGAAAAAGAGGGGCACGAGCUUAUUUCCACCGUUGUAGGAGAAUCUUACACAAGCUCCUUUCUCUUUAAUGAGAAGGAAAGCAUUUUCACCCUGCCCUUUUUAGUAAGAGUUGUGGGAAGGCUGCAUGUUCUAGACAAGUAUAGCUAAUAAAUGUAGAAGGAAUGAUAGAAUUUGAAAGAUCAUUAAUUUGCCUAAAAAGCCCUAUGUCUAGGCAAGGGCAUCUGUGACGCCAGCAUCAGUAGGUGUAAAGGACUGGGGAUCCGUGCAGGGCCAGAGAACUUCCCACAGGCAUCUUUUUCACUGGCCCCGGAAAAGGUACACCUUUACAGUGGAAUGAUUAACUGCCCCCCUUUCGCCAUCAGCGGUGGUGACACCACACCGUGUGCCUCCUGUUAGGGUGCGGCGUGGGGUCCACACGUCACCCGGGCGUGUGCUCUUGCCCAAGUAAUUCGUAGGAGUUUAGUCAGGUGAUUGGUUUACAGCAGAUAUGAGAGAGCAGCUUCAGUGGAAGAAACCAAAAUCCAGAAUGUGGGGGCAUCCACCAAGACAGUUGGCCUGGUGUCUCCAAAAGUCCAUGUCAUUUUAGAAAGAAAAGGUCGGGGCGGGGGGCUCUUUCCGUGGAGAGAGACUAACGAGACCUGACCAGAUGCAGUGUGUGGUCCUUGAUUGGAUCCAAACCCCACUCAGCUCGAAAAGACAUCCCUGUGGGUACUUCUGAGGCCUUUGGAGGAACUGAAAUGUGGAAUGGCAUUGGAUAAUGUUAGGGAAUUCGAGCAGUUUUCUUCAGCGUGAUAACGGUGGUUAGGAGUGUGAGUCUCUAGGACACCAUGCGGAGCAGAGGUGGGCUGUGGGUUCUGCCGCUGGGAAAUGGUUUGGGACAGGAAUGUGCAUCAUUAGAGGAAGCAGGAAAAAGGGCAAACAUCUCAGCAAGCACUGCGGGUGGUGCUUGGGACAUGGGUGUUCACUCUUUUUCUCUGCAGAGCUCUGAUCAAUGCUAACCGUUUUUGGAAAAGCACUGUUUUUUGGCAUAUAUAGUGAUGCCCGUUGUUACUGAUCUGCACAUCAGUAAAGCAGCCGAACAAUUGCCUUAAAAAAAAAGUAUGUGUCUUGGGCUUGGCUGAUGAACACGUGUUCAUUGAGUGUGCAGGGGCAGGGGUGUGGCUCUUUGCAGGCGGAGGUGCUUGUCCCGCUGCAGACAGCGCCGUGUGUAGAAAAUACCCUUCUCUUCCCACUCCUGGGGGGAUUGGCAGGGCGCCUGCCGAGGCUCGGCGGCUGGAGUCCCCAUGGGAGGAAGAGCAGGCUCCAGGGACUGUGCCCUGGUCCUUGCUCCCCUCGAAGCAGGCUGGCAGCCGCUGUCGCAUCUCCCUUGGUAGAGGGCCUUGAUGGGGCCUGUGCUCCCUCCUUGCCAGAGGCCGUUUGGUGUUGGCGGGAUGACCAGACACUGAAGUAUUCCGGGUGAUCUGGGGGGAGGUUUUGUCAUCGAUAAAGAAUCGGGACCAGAAUGGCAUUGUCCAUGUGGAUGCCCGUUGAUGGCAUCUUGUGACUCGGGGCUGGUUGUCAGGCUGGUGAUCUGAGGGAAGGUUGGUCCCAAGGGCAGGGAGCGCCGGGGAGUGGUCUCCGUACCGGGAAGACUGAGGUCUUCAAUCUCCCUUUGAGUUUACACCUGUUGGAGUUGGGAUUUUUCUGUUGCUGGGAGCUAUAAGGCAUCUUAAUGCUGCAAAUAUAUAAAUAUACAGAGUGUGUGUCUAUAUAUACAUGUAUAUAUACGUAGUAUAUAUCUUACUCUAUAAGCCAAAGUGGUUAGACACUGGAACUUGGGAGCAAGAAUGAUUUCAUUCAAGAAAAUGAUUCAGUGACUGCUUUCUCCCCUGUACAGCUCCAUGCCUUGAUGAAAUAAUGCUAUUUCUUGUUGGAAAGAAAUAGAGCGCAGGAAAUGUCAUUUUGCAACCCACCUAGUUACAUAUUAAAUAUUCUUUAUGUGAAA